Saprolegnia parasitica CBS 223.65 is the source of this 1412-nucleotide messenger RNA. Its product is annotated as ornithine-oxo-acid transaminase. Gene Ontology annotation, cellular component: cytoplasm. Gene Ontology annotation, molecular function: pyridoxal phosphate binding; L-ornithine transaminase activity; identical protein binding. Bases 32 to 1369 code for a protein of 445 amino acids. The transcript is spliced from 6 exons. The record is from RefSeq and is a predicted model, not a curated record. Lineage: Eukaryota; Oomycota; Saprolegniomycetes; Saprolegniales; Saprolegniaceae.
UUUGCAUUUGGCUUGAACACCACACACGAAGAUGCACCGCGCCGUCGCCCGCCACAACCACGCUCUCCUCAAGGCCGUCCGCGCGCCCAACGGCCUUGCCGCCGUCGAGACGAUUGCCCACAGCCAUAACGACCAUGCUACGAGUGCCAAGGCCGCCGAGUUCAUGGCCCGUGAAGACAAGUAUGGUGCCCACAACUACCACCCGCUCCCGGUCGUGAUCAAGCAGGCCAAGGGCGUGCACAUGUGGGACGUCGAUGGCAAGCAGUACUACGACUUUUUGAGCGCGUACUCGGCCGUCAACCAGGGCCACUGCCACCCGCGCAUCUUGAACGCACUCACGGAGCAGGCCCAGAAGCUCACGCUCACGUCGCGCGCGUUCUACAACGAUGUGCUCGGCGAGUACGAGGAGUUUGUCACCGACUACUUUGGCUACGACCGCGUGUUGCCCAUGAACACGGGUGUCGAGGGCGGUGAGACCGCCAUCAAGCUCGCGCGCCGCUGGGCGUACGAUGUCAAGGGUGUGCCGCAGAACCAGGCCAAGGUCAUCUUCGCCAACGGCAACUUCUGGGGCCGCACCAUGAGCGCGAUCUCGUCGUCGGACGACUCGGAUGCGUUUGGCGGCUUUGGCCCUUACAUGCCCGGCUUCGACAAGGUCCCGUACAACGACAUUGAGGCGCUCCGCUUGAAGCUCGAGAGCGACCCGACGAUCGCCGCCUUCAUGGUCGAGCCGAUCCAGGGCGAAGCCGGCGUCGUUGUGCCCACGGAUGGCUACCUCCGCCAGGUCUCGGAGCUCUGCAAGAAACACAACGUGCUCUUCAUUGCCGACGAAGUGCAGACCGGUCUUGCGCGCACGGGCAAGAUGCUCGCGGUCAACUACGACGACGUCAAGCCCGACAUCCUCAUCCUCGGCAAGGCGCUCUCGGGUGGCAUGUACCCCGUCUCGGCCGUCUUGACGUCCAACGAAGUUAUGCUCACGAUCAAGCCCGGCCAGCACGGCUCGACGUACGGCGGCAACCCGCUCGGCUGCAAGGUCGCGAUCGAAGCGCUCAAGGUGCUCAAGGAAGAGAAGAUGGCCGAGAACGCCUUUGUCCUCGGCAACGAGUUCCGCGCCGACAUGACCGAAUACACCAAGACGUCGAGCGUCUGCAAGGGCGUGCGCGGCCGCGGUCUCCUCAACGCGAUCAUUAUCAACGAGCGCGCGGGCAAGCCCAACGCGUGGGACCUCUGCAUGCUUCUGCGCGACAAGGGCCUCUUGGCCAAGCCCACGCACGGCAACAUCAUCCGCCUUGCUCCGCCGCUAUGCAUCACGAAGGAGGAGAUGCAGGACUGCACGCGCAUCCUCAAGGAAGGCCUCGCCGCCAUCGAAUAGACAUGUAUAUACCUUUAUGAAAGAAGAUUCCAGUUAGCCAACA